AUGAAGACCUUCUCAAGCGUUGCUCUCGCCCUGCUGGCUGCGACCAGCAUGGUUGCUGCCGAGAUGUCCGCCUCGGACUGCGCGCAAAUGUGCAUCAACAACAUGAACGCCAAGGCCUCCGAGCUCAACUGCCAGUCUGGUGAUUUGGCCUGCCUGUGCAGGAACCAGGACUACGAGUACGGCGUCCGCGACUGCACCGCCCAGGCUUGCCCCAACGAUGAUUCUGCCACUGUUGUCAAGAUGGCCCUUGCCUCGUGCCCUAGCGGCACCUCCUCGGGCUCUUCCUCAGGCUCUUCCUCGGGUUCCAGCGCGUCCGGCUCCGGCACUUCUUCGGGUUCUAGCUCGGGCUCCGAGACUACCUCUGGCUCGGGCAGCGAGAGCACCGGCACUCACUCUGGUGAUUCGACCUCCACCGGUGGUUCAGGUUCGGGUUCGGGCUCGGGCUCGGCCACUACCACUGGCUCCGGCAGUGAGAGCACUGGUACUCAGUCCGGUGAUACGACCGGCACCAACUCCAAUGGAAGCGGCACCGCCACUGCUACUGGCACUGAGACUACCGGCACUGGUGCGACCACGAUGAUUACCACCGCUAGCGGCUCUGAGGCUUCUUCGACUGGCACCAGCUCGGGCUCCGGCUCGGGCUCUGCUACUGAGUCUGGUGCUGGCUCGCAGAGCACCGGUUCUGGUUCUGGUUCUGGUUCUGGCUCGAACACUGCUGCUCCCUCUAGCAGCAGUACUGGUGCUGCUCAUCCCAUGGCCACUGUCGGAACUGGCGCUGUUGGCGCUCUUGGCCUGGCUGCCCUGUUUGUGCUGUAA
Molecule: messenger RNA, 816 nt
Organism: Penicillium subrubescens
Lineage: Eukaryota; Fungi; Ascomycota; Eurotiomycetes; Eurotiales; Aspergillaceae
Product: CFEM domain-containing protein
Exons: 4
Coding region: 1-816 (271 amino acids)
Source: RefSeq, a predicted model, not a curated record